CUAUAGCCACAUCGUGCACACAACAGAUGCUGAACUCCAAAGUGCCACCUUCAUCUCUCGGACACCUGCCUAUUGAUUUAUUCUGACCUGGAAAAAUGUGGUGCAGUCGUGUGGUACCGCGCCAGCUCCGGUGGAUUAAACAACUGAAUCUCACUGGCGCUCUAACAAGCAACAUGCAGAGAGAGAUGUCAACCCUGCCACGAGUGUACAUCACCAGACAGAUCCCACCUGAGGGUCUUAAGAUUCUCCGUGAAUCUGGACAGGUGCAGUUUGAGCUGUGGGACUCCGAUGACGUUCCUGUGCCAAGAAAGGAGCUGCUUCAGAAGGUCAAAGGGGUCGAUGGUCUAGUGUGUGUGCUGACAGAGAAGAUUGAUGCGGAAUUAUUAGAUGCCGCAGGUCCAAACCUGAAGGUCCUUAGUACUAUGUCAGUUGGUUUUGACCAUCUUUCUCUGGAAGAGCUGAAGAAAAGAGGAAUUCGUGUAGGCUAUACUCCUGAUGUUCUGACAGAUUCUGUCGCUGAACUGACUGUAGCUCUGCUGCUCACAACCUCCAGGAGGCUAAUAGAGGCCACACAUGAAGCCAAAACUGGUGGCUGGGGCACAUGGAGAACCCUGUGGCUGUGUGGAUAUGAGUUGGCCAACAGCACUGUGGGCAUUUUUGGCCUGGGGAGGAUCGGCAUUGCUAUUGCUGAGCGCCUGGCACCUUUUAAAGUAAAGAAAUUCAUUUACACAGACGUGGCCCCCAGGCCUGAGCUGGCCAGUAUCAUCAAUGCAGAGUAUGUGUCUAUGGAUGAGCUCGCAAAGCAGUCAGACUUCCUGGCUAUGUGCUGUGCUCUAACACCAGAAACUAAAGAGAUCUGCAACAAGGACAUGUUCUCCAAGAUGAAAAACACAUCCAUCUUCAUCAACACAAGCAGAGGUGGGGUCGUCAACCAGGAAGACCUGUAUGAGGCUCUCUCUACUGGGCAGAUAGCAGCAGCUGGGUUAGAUGUCACUGUCCCUGAGCCUCUACCCACCAGCCAUCCACUUUUUACUUUGAAAAACUGCGUCAUUCUACCACACAUUGCUAGUGCCUCCUACACCACCCGUAAUGCCAUGUCUGCACUGGCAGCCAACAACCUCCUCCUUGGUCUGCGGGGUGAAUCGAUGAUCAAAGAACUCAAGCUGUGACAAGACAGUGGUUCCACUCAGAGGAUUGGCUGAUUAAAGGACCAUUGUUUCACCUGCCUAAUUAUAUUGAGAGUAAAGUAAAACCACUACCGUUUAGAAGUAAAUAAUACUUUCCUUUAUGUUAUGUCUUUCACUCAUUGUGUACAGUGACAAUAAAUUCUGGGUUGUUGGUAUUUGCCAUUUCCUGAGAAAAGUGUUACUACCAAUAAAACGAAUUUCAUAUUUUGUUUUAA
Molecule: messenger RNA, 1402 nt
Organism: Solea solea (common sole)
Lineage: Eukaryota; Metazoa; Chordata; Actinopteri; Pleuronectiformes; Soleidae
Gene: grhprb
Product: glyoxylate reductase/hydroxypyruvate reductase b
Exons: 9
Coding region: 96-1169 (357 amino acids)
Cellular component (GO): cytosol
Molecular function (GO): hydroxypyruvate reductase (NADH) activity; glyoxylate reductase (NADPH) activity; NAD binding
Source: RefSeq, a predicted model, not a curated record